Molecule: messenger RNA, 4936 nt
Organism: Linum trigynum
Lineage: Eukaryota; Viridiplantae; Streptophyta; Magnoliopsida; Malpighiales; Linaceae
Source: the annotation of a GenBank genome assembly
CUUUCUCUCUCUCUCCGCAUUCUUUCUUACUUCGCUUUUCGGGUUCCUGCAUCGAUUCUCUCUAUAACUAAACGCAAGGAAGAAUCCUUUUUCUCUCACUUUUUUCCUCCCCGCCUUGAUUCUCUGCCGAUUCUAGGGUUUCCAUUUCCCUGUCCCUUCCCCCUGCAGCUGAAGAGAAGCUCGCUCUGCUGCUGCCACCACCAGCACCGACACAUUCUCUUCCUACUCGCUUCCGUUCGGCUCAGGUACCGUUUCGCCGAUUUUGUUCGUUGUUUUCUAUUCCGCUCCGGCAUUUGUCGGCAGAGGUGGAGUCUUCUUGGCGGAGCUCGCCGCGUUUGAUUUUCCUGUUCGUUCCUGCGCGUACUUUCUGUUUGUUACAUUUUUUCAACGAUUCCGAGUAGCGCCGUUGUCUUGACUUUCUCCGUUUGCGUGAUUUAUUGAUUCCCGCCGUUUCUUUGUUAUUGAAGGUAUACCUGCAUUCCGGCUGCGGUCUGUCGUCUUACUGUCGCCGGCGGGCUCCGAAUUCUCGCCUCUCGGUUUAGGUGCGUUAUUCUUUAUUUCUUGAAAGGGUCGGUUUGCUCUCGGUUGGGAUUCCGUUUCCUCCAUUAUUGAUACUGCCUGUCUGAAUACGCGUUUCAUGGCGGCUGAGCCCCCUCCCCAUGUUCAUGGCGUCUUUACUUUUCCCCCUUCCUGCAGUUAAAGAUUCAAUGUACGGUUUUUUUAUUUCUUUUUUGUAUUUGAUCGAUUGUUAAUUAAGUCCCUGGGAAUUAUGUUUGGCGGUUUCUUAUUCUUCUUCUUCCCCUUUCCGUUUUUAUUUUAUUUCAAUCUCUUUCAGCUUUUCCCAACCGUGAAAAGCCAGAUAGCUACUUCGACAUUGACGCUUAUUGUAUUGUCUCGUUCCUGGCCUGGAGCUGUUAUUAUUGGUUGAUUAUGCCAUGAUUUGCUUUAUACCAUUGAUUCCUUUUCCUUAGAUCGAAUUACGGGGGGUUCAUGGUAUAAUUGCCAUUAAUUUUGGUCAAUUACUCUACCCUACAUAACUUAAGUUAUGGUCAUAUGUCAAUUUCCACAAGUCAUUGUGGAAUCUUGACGUGGACCAAAACCACUACCUGCUAGUUGGUGGAGUUUCGUGAAGACAUUUCAAUAACUUGAGCUCGAUGGAAAGCAUGCCCCUUGACAAUAAUGUUCUUUUUGUUCUCUCUUCAUUUCCACCAUUGAAAAAUAAGGAGUUGUUGAGCACGGUAGAAUGUGUGAUAGUAACAAAAACAUGGGGAGAUUUCUUGGCGUACUUGAGAUUUUUUUUUUCUGCAUUCAAUAUGAUUCAUAUCAUCUGUGAAUCCAUUUUUAGGCAUUGGGUCCAUGUUCGUAAAUGAUUCCCAUACUCAUCAUGGUAGGCCCGUCUUGUGUGGUUGCAUAUGGUAUGCCAACAUCCCACUGCUGUGGGGCUCCAGAGCUUUUUAUGUAAAUAAACCAUGAAAAUUUUCAAUGAUUUCUCUACUAGACAUCCAAUUUGUGGGCCUAGUUUCAAAGCCGGUCACUGUUUCUUCAAUAUGUGUAUGAUUUUUGUUGCUCGUUCUUUCCUUUCUAAGCUCUGGCAGAUUCACAAUCUCUGUGUAUGUAUGAUUCUAUUCUCUCAUGGACUGUUCGUUUUGUGGUUACUCAUUUAGCACAAGAUGCAUAUUUCAUCAUAUUUUUCUAUUUUUGUAUACCCUUUGGAGUUGGUUUGGUUGGUAUGGGGUCUAAGGAUUCUCUACUGUACUCUAGAAGCAUCUUUGUGAACAAUAAUUUACCUGCUUUUUCAUCAACGCUGCUUUUUGACGGCCAAGAGUGAUGAGUUUACCGGUUGCUUAAGCUUUAUUUUUAGCAACUCCUGUGAAAGAGUGGAGAAAUAAGAGGGCUGAUUUACAGGUAGGAUUUCCUUUUUGUAUUGAGGCUGGUAAAGCUCAAGUAGGCGAGAGUCAAGACUGGUGCAUGGGAAAUUUGGAAAUGGAGCAUACAGUUUUUCCCUAAAGUUUUGCUUUUCCCUGAAGAUGACUAUUCCAUCGUUGUAAUUACAACUGAGCAAGAAAAGCAGAAAGGGCUAGGAAAAGUCAUGGAAGGACGAGUGGAUCAAUUUGUUCUUCCGCUGCAAUGAUAUUCAACUUGCAUGCUUUAACAUUCUUUAUGCAGCCUUGUUGUCGUCUUUUGACAGACUCUUUCCAUCCUUUUUGUUUCCCCCCCAAUAUGAUUUUUAUAUUCUGUUCUUUGUGGACUAUCAAUUCCUUUGUUGGUACUUGUUAGAGCCUUGAAUCAUUUUGUUGUUUUGUAAUCAUUGCAGAAGCUUGAGGAUUACAAGGAAACCUGAAUCGUGGAAUCACACAUCAUCUUCCAUAUUAUUCUCUAAGAAGUUUUUCCUCUGAACUGAUAUACGCUUAAAAGGAAAUGAGACCAUUUAGGUAACUUCUGAAUACCUGGAACCUGUUUACUUGUUUUGGUGCCAUUGAAUUUUAUUGCAUCUUACUAGCCUUGCUGUUUGUCAGUGUACUAGAGGUCUGCCAUUGAUGGACUGCUUGCCGAGCAUCUGUGAUAAGAAAUCCUUGAAGAGGUGGUUUUUCAUUGACAAGACGGUGGGGUGAAUUAAUUUUCAACUGUCGAGAAAUAGUUUUUUUCUCCAAUUCCAAGGGUGUUGGAACUGUUGGCUUAUUUGAUCUGCAUACUCCAAAGCCGGGCUCACGGAUCCUUGCGAAAUGGACCUCAAAUCAAAUCACGCUUCUCCAGUUCUCACUGAUUCUGCACCCAUAGCCAAGUCAAUGUUGCAUUCUUCCUUGUUACCAUGCACCACCGCCUCUGGAGCAGCAUUCUCGCCAAAUCUGUUACUAACUGUUCCAAGAAAGAAAGCUGGAAUACUGGACGAUGUACGCUCCAGCAGCUGGCUGGAUGCUAUGAAAGCAUCGUCACCUCCUCCUAAGAGGGUAAUCAAGGAACAGAACAAUGAUCAUACAUCACCCGAUGAUAGUGGGUACUCAAACUGGCUGCUUAAAUAUCCGUCAGCUCUGGCAUCAUUUGAGCAAAUUGCAAACUUUGCAAGAGGGAAAAGGAUAGCAUUGUUUCUUGAUUACGAUGGGACCCUUUCACCCAUUGUUGACAACCCGGACUGCGCCUUCAUGUCUAACAAAAUGCGAUCUGCUGUCAAAAAGGUUGCGAAACAUUUCCCAACAGCCAUAAUUAGUGGAAGAAGUCGUGACAAGGUCUACGAGUUUGUAGGUCUAACUGAACUAUACUAUGCCGGUAGUCAUGGGAUGGACAUAAUGAGUCCCGUUAGAGAAUCUGUAACUGCUAACCAUGCAAAUACUAUACGGUCCACUUGCAAGCGGGGCAAAGAAGUUAAUCUGUUCCAGCCUGCUAGUGAAUUUCUACCCAUGAUUGAUGAGGUGUUCAAUUCCCUUGUGGAGAGCACUAGAGACAUAAAAGGUGCUAAAGUUGAAAACAACAAAUUCUGCGUCUCCGUACAUUACCGCAAUGUAGAUGAUAAGUAUUGGGACGUGGUGGCGCGCUCUGUAGACGAAGUCAUUAAAAACUAUCCGAAGCUACGGCUGACACACGGAAGAAAGGUUCUAGAGGUGCGGCCUGUAAUCGACUGGGAUAAGGGGAAGGCUGUGACAUUUCUUCUUGAAUCCCUUGGCCUGAGCAAUUGCGAUGAUGUUCUUCCGAUUUACAUCGGGGAUGACCGGACCGAUGAAGAUGCAUUUAAGGUGUUGAGGGACAGGAAGUGCGGGUAUGGGAUAUUGGUGUCAUCUGUGCCCAAGGAAAGCAAUGCAUAUUACUCCCUGAGAGAUCCAUCUGAGGUAAUGGAGUUUCUCAAGUCACUGGUGAUGUGGAAGAAAGUCAAGUGCUCUAUCGACAGCAAAGUACUAUGAGUAAAUUGUUUUCUUUGUUAGAAAAAAAAGUUGGUGAAAAUGGGGGGAAAAGAAGGAAAUGAUAUUAUAUAGAAGAGAAUACGCUGACAUACUACGUACGUACGUAUACACUACAUUGUGAAAAGGAUGGAGAAGAAGGAAGUCGUAUAUGUUUUGGUUUGAGCAGCAGCAGCCUUAAAUGGCGGUUUUGUGGAGUGGCCGGUGGGAAUGUGACGGCGACUGUCUCUUUGGUGGCGACGAGUCGUUUGUUGGUCCGGCUGGCAUGCUUUGUGUUGCUCAUGUCUUCUCGAUCUUAAUUUUCUUGCUGUUUGUUUUAUGGGGGAAAAAAGGAAGUGUAUAUUCUUUUCUUCUAAUUAUCAUUUCUUUGUUGCUAAUGGACGUUGAAGCAGUAAUAUUCUCCUUUCUUUGAUUGUUUCUCUGUUUGGCAAUGUGGGGGUGAAUUGUUGGUUCGGAUACGAAAAAAUAAAUGAGAGCAAAUGCUCUGUCCUCUCUCCUCAUCGAGGGCUGCUCUUUUGUUUGGGUAAACUUCCUCUGCCUGCUCUCGAAUGGUGGGCGGGCGAUCCUUCAAGUCCUACUCCUCUACUCAGCCAUGGGUGCUGGUGGGGAGCAAAUGGCGUUGAGUUGGCGGCCGGUGAUUCUCGAGUUAGGGAUUGGAUCGGGCAUAUCUUGCAUGCGGCAGGGCGAGAAAAGGGAGUCGAGAAAAGCAAACGAUGGUGGAAUCCUGAUGGGGGAGGUGAGACUAGUCGGUGUCGGUUAGGUUUCCGGUGGGACGAGAUCCAAGAUGGGCGACGAGCACCGUCGAUGGGUGUGGCGAAGGAGGAUUGGGGCGGCGAUGUCUAGCUGAAUCGGCAGGAGCAGGUUCCCCUUCCCUCGUUGGGAAAAAAAGCAGGGAAAAACGAAAAACCAGAAAAUACUGAACAAAAUAAAAAAUCCCCUCAAAUUCGGGAUUGGGAAGGUGCGAGAAAAUCUCGCGAGGCUGAAGAUCAGAAAAGGUGUGGACUCCUAGAGAGAUAUCUCCUUCUGAAAAAAUCGGAUGGGAUAAC